AUGUCGAGCACGGAAACAGAAACGCAGGAAGAGACGUAUGUGUCCUACCAUGACGGCGGCGUCUUCGGCAAGCGCCGCGUUUUGACGGGGAAGGCCGCGAAGCCUACUUUCAAUGCGGUGCCGAAAAUUGAUAUGCGGCGCAUUUACUCGGACAACCUGGAUGAUCGGAAGGAGCUGGCGAAAGAGGUCGGGGACGCGUGCAGGAAUGUGGGGUUCUUCUACGCGGUAAAUCAUGGUGUGGAGGAGCAGAUACUGGACGAUACGUUCUCGGCUGUCAAGCGGUUCUUCGAUCUCCCUACGGAAGUGAAGAUGGAAGUGCACAACCAGAAGACGGAGAAGUUCAGGGGGUACGAAGCAUUCCUAGAGGGCAAAUUGGAUCCCAGCACGCGCGGUGACCUCAAAGAAGGCUUCCUCAUGGGCGAAGACGCCACCGACCCCGAACAAAAGCUUCCCGUUCGCGACCUCCCUUUCAUGUCCACGCCCCGCAACCAAUGGCCCUCCCACCCCACCGCCACCUUCUUCCGCCCCGCCCUCUACACCUACUACACCGCCAUGCUCACCUUCUCCCGGCGCCUUCUGGGCAUCUUCGCCCUCGCCCUGGACCUCCCCGAGCACCACUUCGACACCAUAACCCGGCACCCCAUGACCAACGUCCGCGCCGUGCACUACCCGCCCCAGCACUCCGACGCCGACGUCGGCAUCGGCGCGCACACGGACUUCUGCUGGUUCACGCUCGUCUGCCAGUCCCGCACCGAGUACCCCGCGCUCGAGGUGCUGAAUGCGAAUGGCAUAUGGGUUCCCGUGUCUCACGAGCCGCACUCCUUUGUCGUUAACAUCGCGGAUUUCUUGAAGCUGGUCACAGGAGGCGAAUGGAUGAGCACAGUGCACAGGGUGAGGAAUAUGGGUGGAGAGGAGCGGUAUAGCAUGCCCUUUUUCUUCAGCCCGGAUGAGGAUGCGAGGGUUAGUGUGCUUGAGAGAUAUAGUAAGAAGGGCGGGAUGUAUGAGGAAUUUGGGGUUGGCGAGUAUUUCCAGAAGAGAUUGGUUGUAGAUCGGAGGACGCAUUUGGAGGGGGCGGAAGGUGGUGAGGUUAAGAGGAGUGCGGGGUAUUGA
Molecule: messenger RNA, 1110 nt
Organism: Paraphaeosphaeria sporulosa
Lineage: Eukaryota; Fungi; Ascomycota; Dothideomycetes; Pleosporales; Didymosphaeriaceae
Product: Clavaminate synthase-like protein
Exons: 2
Coding region: 1-1110 (369 amino acids)
Molecular function (GO): dioxygenase activity
Source: RefSeq, a predicted model, not a curated record